UGGCGAUUGCAAAGGGGACACUAAUCAGGGCGGCCGAUUCUCCAAGCUCAAAUUCAAACGCCGUCCACUAUCUUCCAAAAUUAUAUUGCCGCUUUUGCUCUCAGCACUCGAUUGCCUCAUAUAUUGGCCUAUAUAGCUUCGUGGCAGAUCGGCAGCUCGUGCGGGGUGCUCCUGUUGCUUUUACUCUUACUAUACACACAAUAACUUUACAUAAUACUGCCUCCAGGGCUUUGGUUAAGUAGUAAGAGCGAGCAUGUGUUGUGUGCGUUAGGCGCAUGUCACAGAUUUGAACCUUGUCUCAGACAGAAGCCUAGCAGUGAUGAUGUCAACACCAGCGAGGAAAAGAUUAAUGAGGGAUUUCAAGCGGUUACUGCACGAUCCUCCUGAAGGCAUCAGUGGUGCACCUUAUGACAUCAAUAUAAUGCUAUGGAAUGCCGUCAUAUUCGGCCCUGAAGACACUCCCUGGGAAGGAGAGGAUUAUCCUAACAGGCCACCAAAAGUGUACUUUAUGUCCAGGAUGUUCCAUCCAAAUAUUUAUGCUGAUGGAAGUAUUUCUUUGGACAUCUUGCAAAAUGAGUGGAGACCUAUAUAUGAUGUAGCUGCUAUACUUAUCUCAAUACAGUCGUUGCUCUGUGAUCCAAGCACUAACUCAGCAGCGAAUGCAGAAGCAGCACAGCUGUUUAGCGAGAACAAGUGCGAAUACAACAGGAGGCAGGUCCAUUCAUGGCAAUCGACAUCCCGGGAGAUGCUUGAUCUUUAUAAAAUUGUAAAUGUUGCAAGAACCAGUUCGUAGUUUGUGCUCAGGAGAUGCUGAGUGGUUGAGACAAUGGUAUAGUAACCUGAAGAUCUCCAGGUUAGAAUCGCAGCUAUUAAUAUUUUAAUGUGGCCUAAGUUGGUUCUAUAUAUUUGUAUCUUAUCUACGAGCACAAGAAUUGAUUUUUCUUGUUUGAAAACAAAUGUUCUAAUCAAAGGAU
Nicotiana attenuata is the source of this 974-nucleotide messenger RNA. RefSeq names its product ubiquitin-conjugating enzyme E2 2-like. NCBI's taxonomy places the organism in Eukaryota, Viridiplantae, Streptophyta, Magnoliopsida, Solanales, Solanaceae. The transcript has 8 exons. The record is from RefSeq and is a predicted model, not a curated record. The coding region runs from base 320 to 793 and encodes 157 amino acids.